GAUCACUCGAUUCUCUCACUGUGAUCUUUGUUUUUAACUUCUGAUCUCGUCGGGAACAAUGGCGGCUUCCGGUAAUACAUCGUCCACUGCAGGCGGUGUCAGUCUCACCUCUAAAACACCAAUACUUGGGCAAAGACUCUAUGUCAUUAUCGCCAUCACAGUUGUAGUCGUGACGGUAAUUCUCGUAGUGAUCUUCCUCUGUAUCCGUCGGAAUUUGAAUACCAAGCGACGUCGUAGGAUGCGUGUGAAGCACAGCUCAGGACUGUUGCCUUUAGUCUCGGCGGCGAUCAACGUCGAAUCGAUUGAGAAAACAUCCAAAAUUAGCGUGUUCGAGAAGGAUGAUGACGAGAAAGAAGAGAUUAAACCGAUAAUCAAAGUUGUUGAAGGUAAAAUAGGGAACACGAAUUCGGGUAGUAACGAAUCGGGAACGAGUCGGAGCGAGGGUGCGUCAUCGUCGGUGUCGGCGGAGAGUUUGAGUAAUUUAGGGUGGGGAAAGUGGUACAGCUUGAAUGAGAUUGAAAUUGCUACGAAUAAUUUCGCGGACGAGAAUGUGAUCGGAGAAGGAGGGUAUGGGAUUGUGUAUAAAAGUGUUCUACGGGAUGAUUCUGUGGUGGCUGUGAAGAAUCUUCUGAACAACAAGGGUCAGGCAGAGAAGGAAUUCAAGGUGGAGGUUGAAGCCAUUGGAAAAGUAAGGCAUAAAAAUCUAGUCGGUCUAAUGGGAUUUUGCGCAGAUGGUGCUAAGAGGCUGCUCGUGUACGAGUAUGUUGACAAUGGAAAUUUGGAACAAUGGUUGCACGGAGAUGUUGGACCUAUCAGCCCUUUAACUUGGGACAUCCGAAUGAAGAUUGCAGUUGGGACUGCUAAAGGACUGGCAUAUUUACAUGAAGGGUUGGAACCAAAAGUUGUCCAUCGUGAUGUUAAAUCAAGCAACAUUCUUCUCGAUAGAAAAUGGAAUGCUAAAGUAUCUGAUUUUGGACUUGCCAAGUUGUUAGGACCCGAGAAAAGCUACGUAACCACACGAGUAAUGGGCACAUUCGGAUAUGUGUCGCCCGACUAUGCAAGCACAGGAAUGCUAAAUGAGGGCAGUGAUGUCUAUAGUUUUGGAGUUUUACUCAUGGAAAUAGUUACAGGGAGGAGCCCCGUUGAUUAUUCCCGAGCACCUGGAGAGAUGAAUUUGGUCGAUUGGUUUAAAGGGAUGGUGGCAAGUCGUCGUGGGGAAGAGUUGCUAGAUCCCAAGAUUAGCGUACAACCUUCUCCAAGAGCUUUGAAGCGUGUAUUGCUUGUGUGCCUUCGUUGUAUAGAUAUGGACGCAAAUAAGCGCCCGAAGAUGGGCCAAAUUGUACACAUGCUUGAGGCAGAUGAAUUCCCUUUCCGUACAGAACCUCGCCCGCCAAGAGACACGGCUGCGAGUAAAGCGGCUUUGGCAAACUAGUUUUUUCUGGAGAGUCCAUGUGUAUCGGUUUAUGCAUCAUGUUAUCGCAAUUGGUUCGUUCUUUCUAGCUAAUAUGAUGAUGUAUACAUAUGCAAAUGCUACAAAAUAUUCACAUAAAAAAAGCAUUGUAAAUAUAGUGAGUUAUUUGCAAUUUAUUUCUACUUCGAAUUUAUUUGCUACAUGUACACAAAUAUACUCCAUAUUAAACAUAAAUAGCUAAUCAUAUUUGAAACA
Molecule: messenger RNA, 1666 nt
Organism: Cynara cardunculus var. scolymus (artichoke)
Lineage: Eukaryota; Viridiplantae; Streptophyta; Magnoliopsida; Asterales; Asteraceae
Product: probable receptor-like serine/threonine-protein kinase At4g34500
Exons: 7
Coding region: 59-1432 (457 amino acids)
Biological process (GO): protein phosphorylation
Molecular function (GO): ATP binding; protein kinase activity
Source: RefSeq, a predicted model, not a curated record